Messenger RNA from Mugil cephalus (flathead mullet), 2590 nucleotides. RefSeq names its product septin 8a (gene septin8a). Lineage: Eukaryota; Metazoa; Chordata; Actinopteri; Mugiliformes; Mugilidae. The coding region runs from base 203 to 1465 and encodes 420 amino acids. Gene Ontology annotation, cellular component: cell division site; microtubule cytoskeleton; septin complex. Gene Ontology annotation, biological process: cytoskeleton-dependent cytokinesis. The record is from RefSeq and is a predicted model, not a curated record. The transcript has 10 exons. Gene Ontology annotation, molecular function: GTPase activity; GTP binding; molecular adaptor activity.
GCGGCAGCGGAGGUAGAGGCGGCGGCAGCGGCAGCAGCGGCUCUUGUCUUCUCCGCCUCGAGUCUCCUCUCUCUCUCUCUCUCUCUCCUCCUUCCUUCCUGCCUCUGUCAGUAGUUCAGAAAAGGCUUCCACGGAGAGACGAGGGCUGCUCCCUUUCGCCUCAGCUCAGCGCACAUCGACCCGAUACCAUACAUUCCGCACCAUGGCCGCCACGGACGUUGACGUGUUUUCGGACGGAGAGAAGCGUAACCUCAGUUUGGGCGGCCAUGUUGGAUUUGACAGCCUCCCCGACCAACUGGUCAGUAAAUCGGUCACGCAGGGAUUUUGCUUCAACAUUUUGUGUGUAGGCGAGACGGGGAUCGGAAAAUCGACGUUAAUGAACACACUCUUCAACACCAUGUUCGAGAACGAGGAGGCGAGCCAUUACCAGAACGGCGUGUAUCUGAGGCCGCGAACGUACGACCUGCAGGAGAGCAACGUCCACCUCAAGCUGACCAUCGUCGACACCGUCGGCUUCGGCGAUCAGAUCAACAAAGAGGACAGCUACAAGCCCAUUGUCGACUACAUCGACACCCAGUUUGAAAACUAUCUCCAGGAAGAGCUGAAGAUCAAACGCUCUCUGUUUAACUAUCACGACACCAGGAUCCACAUCUGCCUUUAUUUCAUCGCCCCGACGGGACACUCCCUCAAGUCUCUGGACCUCGUCACUAUGAAAAAACUGGACAGCAAGGUCAACAUAAUUCCCAUCAUUGCCAAAGCGGACACAAUCUCCAAGAGCGAGCUCCACAAAUUCAAAAUAAAGAUCAUGAGCGAGCUGGUGAGCAACGGCGUCCAGAUCUAUCAGUUCCCCACGGACGACGAAGCCGUGAGCGAGAUCAACGCCUCCAUGAACGCCCAUCUGCCGUUCGCUGUGGUUGGGAGCGUGGAAGAGGUCAAAGUAGGGAACAAAACCGUGAGGGCCAGACAGUACCCCUGGGGCGUUGUGCAAGUUGAGAACGAGAGCCACUGCGACUUCGUGAAACUGCGAGAGAUGCUGAUCAGAGUGAACAUGGAGGAUCUGAGGGAGCAGACGCACGCCCGCCACUACGAGCUGUACCGCCGCUGUAAGCUGGAGGAGAUGGGCUUCAAAGACACGGACCCCGACAGCCAGCCGUUCAGUCUGCAGGAGACGUACGAGGCCAAGAGGAAGGAGUUCUUGGGAGACCUGCAGCGCAAAGAAGAAGAAAUGCGGCAAAUGUUUGUGAGCAAAGUGAAAGAGACGGAAGCAGAACUGAAAGAGAAGGAGCGAGAGCUCCAUGAUAAGUUCGAGCAGCUGAAGCGGAUGCACCAGGAGGAGAAGAGGAAGGUGGAGGAGAAGCGGAGAGACCUGGAGGAGGAGAUGAACGCCUUCAACAGGAGGAAGGUGGCGGCCGAGACGCUGUCCUUAGCUCAGCCCCUCAAGAAAGACAAGGACAAGAAAAAUUAAUUUAUGGGCCGCUGUUCACCCUCCCACACACGACCAUGGAUUUGUCCUCCAUCACCAUAGCAACGACAACAUCUGUUUCGUUUCUGAUUUAUUUGUUUGUUUAUUUGUUUGUUUGUUUUUGUUUUGACAUUCCAUCUUGACUUUGUGCACAUGGACCAAAGACACUGAGGAUGAUGAUGAUGAUGAUGAUGCUGAUGAAGCCACACGGAGAGAAAAGAGUAAAAUAAUGAUAAAAAUGAUAAUGAGGAAAAAAAACGUUUCAUCAACUUCAUCUCGUUUAUUCAGGAUCUUUCUUUAUGUGUCAUUUUUUUGUUUGUUUUUCUGUUUGUUUUUUUUUUGACAAUUUGUUUUUCUAUGUUGUGAUUUUUAUUUUUUUUGUGUGUGUUUUCCAUUGAAAUUAGACAAAGCCCCUCUGACCUUUUGGUACUGCACACGACACAGUUUAUAUUUGGAAAAAGAAAAUGUGCCACGGUGGGGAAAAAAAAAAUGACUGACAUUUAAAUGGACGAUAUCAGUAUAAAUUAUGCCUUUCCUAUAUAUAUAUAUAUAAAUACAUAUAUAUAUAUAUAUAUAUAUAUAUAUAUAUUUUUAGACACGUCUGAUAUACUGUCCAGGUGAGAUGUGUCUGUUAACUUUUUGUAGAACUUAGCUUUAAUGCAUUUCAUGUUAGAAGCCCCCCUGUAUCGAACGAGCCCAGAUAAUAAAACCCGAGCAAUAACCAAGUACCUGUAUCCUGCAGAUUUAGCAAAUACAUAGGUACUGACAUACUAAAAAAAUAUUAAUUAUGCAAUAUUCUGGUGCUGCUUCACAGUAACUCGAUAAAUGUAUGUGAAUAUUUUCUUACGAAGCUUAAUAUGCAAAGUGUACUAGUUUUUGAAUAUAUUAAUGUAAGGAGCACAUAUUAUUAUGAUGUACAUUGUCAAAACUAAGUGAUUUAACUUUAUUGUAAAACCGUGAUGUGAGUGUUAACGACAAACAUGAAGCCAGUAUAUUAUAAUGUACACACAUAAAAACAGACGUAAACAGACACAGGGAACGCGCAGGAGUUUCCACUCAGACGCCCGAGAAGAGAAGCAGCUGUAUUUACUGUGUGUCCUUGGAAAUAAAUGCAAACCCUCCUCCCGA